Molecule: messenger RNA, 2526 nt
Organism: Sporothrix brasiliensis 5110
Lineage: Eukaryota; Fungi; Ascomycota; Sordariomycetes; Ophiostomatales; Ophiostomataceae
Product: ATP-dependent Clp protease ATP-binding protein subunit ClpB
Exons: 1
Coding region: 1-2526 (841 amino acids)
Biological process (GO): cellular response to heat
Cellular component (GO): cytoplasm; mitochondrial matrix
Molecular function (GO): ATP hydrolysis activity; ATP binding
Source: RefSeq, a predicted model, not a curated record
AUGCUUGCACGAAAUCAGAUCCUCGCCAAUUCCACAAGGCGACAGCUCCUCUCAGCAGCUGGCAAGUCUAGAAAUGUUCCGCCCAGCAGCCUCCGGGCCAGUCGCUUCGCCGCCUUGAACACAGCCGUCCCCAGCUUCGCAGCGCCCGUAGCGCACACCUUCCAGUACUUGCCCAUCGGAGCCACCCGUUCCUAUGCCAAUGGCCGUCCACAUCCGCCCGGCGGCACCCACCGCAUGGACAUGGGCGGCGGUGAGGCGGAGAAGCCGGCGCUGGAGCAGUUCGGUAUUGACCUGACGGCCCGGGCGCGCGACGGCAAGCUGGACCCCGUCAUUGGCCGCGACGAAGAGAUCCAGCGGACUAUCCAGGUGCUCUCGCGGCGCACAAAGAACAACCCCGUCCUGAUCGGCAAGGCGGGCACCGGAAAGACGGCGAUUCUCGAGGGCCUCGCCCUGCGCAUCGUGCGCGGCGACGUGCCCGAGAGCAUCAAGAAGAAGCGCGUCGUCAGCCUCGACCUGGGCUCGCUCAUUGCGGGCGCCAAGUUCCGCGGCGACUUUGAGGAGCGCCUCAAAAAGGUCCUGACCGAAGUCGAGCAGGCCAAUGGCGAGGUCAUCUUGUUCAUUGACGAGCUGCACACGCUUCUGGGUCUCGGCAAGGCCGAGGGCUCCAUCGACGCCUCCAACUUGCUCAAGCCGGCACUGUCCCGCGGCGAACUGCAAUGUUGCGGCGCCACGACGCUCAACGAGUACCGCUUGAUCGAGAAGGACGUUGCGCUGGCCCGCCGCUUCCAGCCGAUCCUGGUCAACGAGCCGACCGUCGAGGACACCAUCAGCAUCCUGCGCGGCAUCAAGGAGAAGUACGAGGUGCACCAUGGCGUGCGCAUCACCGACGGCGCGCUGGUGGCCGCUGCGACCCUGUCGAACCGCUACAUCACCGACCGCUUCCUGCCCGACAAGGCCAUUGACCUGAUGGACGAGGCCGCCAGCUCGCUGCGCCUCCAGCAGGAGAGCAAGCCCGAGGACAUUAUGCGCCUCGACCAGAAGAUCAUGACGAUCCAGAUCGAGCUCGAGAGCCUGCGCAAGGAGACGGACAUUGCCAGCCGCGAGCGGCGCGAGAAGCUCGAGAUGGACCUCAAGGCCUACCAAGACGAGGCGGCGUCCCUGACCACGCGCUGGGAGAAGGAGCGUGAGGAGAUUGACAGCAUCAAGCAGGCCCAGGGCGACCUCGACCGCGCCCGCAUGGACCUCGAGCGUGCCCAGCGCGAAGGGAACUUUGGCCGCGCCUCGGAGCUCCGCUUCGGCAUCAUCCCCUCGCUGGAGCAGAAGGUCAACAGCGACAAGCAGGGCAAGUCCAGGGCGGCGUCUUCGCCUGCUGCGUCCGACAGCGAUGCGGCCCCUGUCGAGACCUCCGGCACCGACGCCGCCUCGGACAGCACCCUCAUCCACGACUCCGUCACCGCCGACGACAUUGCUACCGUCGUCUCUCGCAUCACCAGCAUCCCUGUGGCCAAGCUCACCUCAGGCCACAUCGAGAAGCUCGUGCACAUGGAAGAGACGCUGCGGCAGUCCGUGCGCGGCCAGGACGAGGCUCUCAAGGCCGUCGCGGAUGCCGUUCGUCUGCAGCGUGCUGGCCUCUCGGGCGACAACCGGCCGCUGGCAUCCUUCUUCUUCCUGGGCCCCACGGGUGUCGGCAAGACGGAGCUCUGCAAGAAGCUGGCCGGCUUCCUGUUCUCCACCGAGUCGGCCGUGGUCCGCUUCGACAUGAGCGAGUUCCAGGAGAAGCACACCAUCUCGCGCCUCAUUGGCGCGCCCUCAGGCUACGUCGGCUACGAUGACGCCGGCCAGCUGACCGAGGCCGUGCGCCGCAAGCCGUAUGCCGUCCUGCUCCUCGACGAAUUCGAAAAGGCGCACCGCGACAUCUCGGCACUCCUCCUGCAGGUCCUCGACGAAGGCUACCUGACCGACGCCCAGGGCCACCGCGUCGACUUCCGCAACACCAUUAUCGUCCUGACGUCCAACCUCGGCGCCGACAUUCUCGUGGGCAACGACCCUCUGCACCCCUACAAGGAGACCGACGACGGCAGUGUCGACCCCGCCGUCCGGGAAGCCGUCAUGGACGUCGUCUCGGCAAGCUACCCGCCCGAGUUCCUGAACCGCAUCGACUCGUUCAUCGUCUUUAAGCGCCUGGCCCGCGCCGCCCUGCGCGACAUUGUCGACAUUCGGCUGCGCGAGCUGCAGGGCCGCCUGACCGAGCGCCGCAUCACGCUCGAUGUGACGCUGCCCGCUCGCGACUGGCUCGCCGACCGUGGCUACGACCCCAAGUUUGGCGCGCGGCCCCUCAACCGUCUGAUCACCACAGAAAUUAGCAACAACCUGGCCGACAAGAUCAUCCGUGGCGGCGUGCGGACGGGUGACGUGGCCACGAUCACGGUCAAGGAAGACGGCUCGGGCCUGGAAGUGGCGACGGCAGCGCCAAGCACGGUCACGCCUGCACCCGCCGACGACGCCGCAGCUACUGAGUCGUCAUAA